Molecule: messenger RNA, 16999 nt
Organism: Lutzomyia longipalpis
Lineage: Eukaryota; Metazoa; Arthropoda; Insecta; Diptera; Psychodidae
Gene: kis
Product: chromodomain-helicase-DNA-binding protein 7
Exons: 20
Coding region: 1189-16176 (4995 amino acids)
Biological process (GO): regulation of gene expression; chromatin remodeling
Cellular component (GO): nucleus; chromatin
Molecular function (GO): ATP-dependent chromatin remodeler activity; ATP hydrolysis activity; histone binding
Source: RefSeq, a predicted model, not a curated record
UUAAAGAAGAAGAAGAAGAAGAAGUAAGAACGAACACAAAAUGGCGAUUAAGUGGUGCGUAUUUUUAAGCGAAAUUUAUGUGAAAUUAGUAUAAAUAAAUGUAAAUUUAACUCUAGUCUUUAGUUAUCUAAAUGCUUUGUAGUGUGUUGGUGAAGAAAAUAACAUUGAAAAUGGGGUUUUAAGUGGGGGUGUGCUGUACUGAAGUUCUCCAACUUUUUGAGGGGGGUGAAAAAAGUCGGAGUUUGGUAUGUAAAAAUGCAAAGCUAGACAUCAAUCGGCAUUUUAUAGGAGAAAAAGUACGCACACGUACCGAGUGGUUAGUUUCGAUAGAAUUUGGACUAUCGCAGUGUUUUCGGGCAAGUGAUAUUGUGCAUAAAAAAGUGUUUGCAAGUUGAUGGAUGUGUGCAACGCGUCCCUCAGGAAGGAAAUGGAGUAGGUACUCCAAUGACUGCUGAAAUGAUUGAAAUUGCUUUGGAUUUUUACCGAUUCUCCAAUAAAAUAAAAUAUUGUUUUGAAUUCUUGGGAAUCUCCCUUGGUAAUCUUCAGUAAUUGCGGAAUGCAUAAAACCUCUUGGAUAGAGAAAGUAUCACACUACGAAGCAUCACAGACAACAGCAAAUCAGCUGACUGUUCAAUAAUUUUAUUAAUUUUAAAACUAAUAUAUGGAUAAUAAUGCUAUUGAUUUGAGAACAGAAGAAAUUAUUCUGGCAUACUAAUUCAUACAGAAUGUCGUGCGAAACAUUGGGAAAAGUGAAUGAAUACAAAUGAAUAGUAUUAGCUUAAAAUUAAACUCAUAUUAUGAAGACAAGAUUGAUUUUUUCCAAAGGUGGGCAUUACAUAAUGCAUAAAUAAGCCACGAGUGAAAAAAAAACAGGAAGAAAGUAUAUUUAAAACAAAAUCAUAACUUUAGCUAUAGAAUUGUAGGAAUAAAGAAAAGUUAUUAGAACUAUAAACAACAUUAGUAAGAGCAAAAGAGAAAAAAAACUCAAAUUGAACACUGUGAAAGAACUAAUUUGGAAACACUAAAGGAUUUUGUUAAUACUGCACUUUUUAUAGUAAAAAUAAUCAACGGAAAAAAGGAAAGACAAAAAUUGUCAAAUAAACCAAAACCCUUUGAAGAUUUUCAAUUUGGAAACAUUGAGAAAAGAUCACAGAUAAAUAAGAAGAAGAACAUAAUAUCUCAUUUCUAAUGGAUGGGAAUGCGCAAAAUAUGUUUCACGGAAAUCACCAAGGAGAUGCAUACUAUCGCUAUGAUACAUCAGCGCCACGUCCAAUGGGUCCCCCUGGGGCAUACGCUCGUCACAGAGCACCACAUCCUUUGCAGCAACAACAACAGCCACAAUAUCCAUCGUAUCAACCACCAACAGAUACUAUGUAUACUAUGGGUGAUCAACAUGGUGGAAUGGCUGGCAUGGCUGAUAUUAGUUCAGCCUGGGGUGCCCCUGGGCAGGCUGGUCCAUAUGGGGCUCCUGCUAUGGGUUAUGGACAUCCUCAGACCCCACAGCAGCAACAAAGACAGCCUCAACCUCAACCAAGUUAUCGACAGCAUAUGACGGGAUACCCACAAGAUCCUCAAAAGAUGCAAUUUUCUGCCCAACAAUCAAUGAUGGCAGGAAUGAUGCCACAACAGGCUUAUGGAGCCAUUGCGCAGCCACAGCAGGCACAACCGCAACAGAGAGUUCCUCAGCACUACUCACAAACGGGUGGACACCCAAUGUAUCCUGGAACUCCACAGCCCCAGCCUACACCUGCACAAUCCUAUGGAGGAUAUAGUGCAGGUUUGCAACAUCAGGCCAGUCGAUCAUCACACGUGGGAUAUGCGCACACCCAACUGGAGCAGACGGCAUAUGGGCAACAUUUACAGAGUUCAGCUACAUCGGCACACCACUUAAGUAGUGGCCCUCAGCAGCAAACUCAACAAUUGCCACCUGGUCAUCCGGGGCAGCAAGCACAGAAUCAUCUUGGGCAAUCGUCCCAAGGUCAUUUGCCCACCCAACAAAUGCAUCCCAGUCAGCAUGUCCAGUCGCAUCCGAUCGGGUCGCAAUCUCAUACUCAACCCCAUCCACAACACAGUGGUUUGACGAGUUUAACAAGUGUUGGUAGUUUGCAUGGACCUCAACAAAGUCAACAACAAGCAUCUGCACAGUCUGGAAAUCAGACGCAACAGCCUACACAGCAGCAACAUAUGGCCCCUCAACCACAUCCUGGUAUGGUCCAUAGUCAGCAGUCACAUCCAGGAAUGUUACAUCCAGGAUCAAGUGCAAACCAACUUCAACCAAGCCAGACGCAGCAACCGGUACUCCCUCCGCAUAGUCAUAGUGCGGCUCAUACCCAUCAAAUGAGUGCACAUGGUUUAAAUACUUAUGGGGUACCUCCACCACCACAACAACAGCAACAGCAAGCUCAAACGCAUUCUGGGCCAUCACAACAACCCUCUUAUUUGUCAGCUACAAAACAACAAACACAACCACCUCAACACAGCAGUGGUAGUCCUCAGUAUAGGACACCAUUCCCUCAACUUUCGCCUCAAAUGUCACCAAGGCCUCCACAAAUAUCACCACAUCCGCAGAUGUCACCAAGACCCGUGAUGUCACCAGCUAAACCACAACCACCUAACUCAUCAUCUGCCUUGUCACCGCAUCCACAUAUUUCAAGUGUACCAAGUCCACGACCUGGGCAACAACAGAGUAUACCACAAGCUAAAAAUGCUAGUCCAGCUGGACCUGUUAGUACCCUUCAAGCACUUGAGCAGAUGGUAAUGCCUCCGUCCUCUGGUCCACCACCACCAAGUUCAGUUGCCAUGGACUAUCCACCGUCGUCAUAUCGUACACAACAACAUCAACAGAUGGCAUCAAAUCCACUUUCGCCAAUGGGUCCACGGAUGCCAAUGUCACCACAGCAACCACAACAACAAUGGCCACCAAUACACAGACCAGGUAGUGGUAAUCAUAUGCAGCAACAGCAAACACAACAUUUGUAUCCACAACAAGGCUUACCACCUAUUGGACAUGUCACAUCCCCGCAACAGCAACCACAGCAUCCACAAUUACUAAGUGAUCUGUCUUCGAGUUUAACUCCAGUAUCACAGUCAUUAGCAUCUAUUUCGCAUCCUGCUAGUACACCAUUGCAGCAACCACAUUAUGUUACGCAGCAGUUGCCACAUCAACAGGCACAUAUGCAACAUCCUCCAACUACUCAGCAACAUCAAACGCAUCCACAGCAAUCAUCACAAAUUACGCAGCAACAUCAACAACAGUCGCAACCUGUUUUGCAAGAACAACCAUCUCAACACGUUCCCACAACUACUCCCCUUAGUGUUGAAGAACAUUUGAAUGUUGAGAAGUCUCAUCACCAGUCUGACGACCAUCUACUUGGACAGAAGCAACACCAUCAGCAACAUCAACCCCAUGUGUCUCAGAUUCCGACAUCGACUACACAAGCGUCUCAAUUAAAGAUACCAGAUAUUCUUGGUACGUCUCAAAAUUCCAGUUCAUCUACAGACAUUUCAAGUUUGAUAGAUCCAUUUUCUGGUGUGCUGGAGCCUAUGCAGCACGUGUCUGCUGUCCCUGUUUUGCCAGAAACCACAUUGGAGCAUACGCAAUCACAACAAGAGCCGCCGAAACAGGAUGAAAAUACUCAAGAUAGUACUCAUCAGGAAUUGUGUCAUAAUCAAGACACGAAUUCUUCAGUGAAUGAUCCAGUUGUUACGGCAUCAACUGUACUGAACCAAGUUGAAGAAGCAAAUACCGAAUUAAGUCGUGAAAGUGCAACCUGCCAUUCUGAUGAGAUUGGCAAUAAAGAAAUAUCGAAUUUAGAAGAUGUUGCAAAGCAAGAUGUUAUUUUAUCUCCAUCAAAUUCCAUACAGCGUCAUUCAGAAGAUAGUUCCACCCAAGAAGGACAAGCAAUACGUGAAUCUCUGACAGAACAAGCACAAGAUUCACAAAGUGAUAGCUCUCAACCGGGCAUAUUAACGACAGUAUCAGCAGCAUUAGUGGAAAGUAACGAUAAUAAUGUUACGAAUGAUAAUGUUGUCUCUCAACCAACGGACAGUCAGGUGCAGCAAACACAAGUAAAUCCACCUCAAAUACAUCAACAAAAACCUCAGCUGCCACAAUUGCAAACACCACAGCAACUUCCGUUGCAAAAUCAACCACAAACACCCCAAUUGGUGGGACAAACAACUCCUGCUGCUCCACCUCAAAAUAUACCGAUACCAUCUCAACAGCCACACAUUCCUGGAGUUCCGGGUCAAGUUAUGAUGCCUGGCGUAAUGUCUGGCCAAGGACAAUUAGGACAUUCAGGCAUACCCCCACAAACGACAAUGUACGAUCAUCAGAUGAUGAUGGGACGUCCAACAGGACCACCAGGUAUGCCGAUGGCACCAGGAAUGUUACCUCAUCAUGGUAUGCCACCUCAGCAGCCGUUGCUAACCGACGUGACUCCUUAUGGCUCAGGUCCAUUGAUGCACCACCAAGAAAAGGCUGCAUUACAACAACAAUUGCAGGAACUAUACUGUAUGGCGCCAUCACCUGAACAGCAAGAAAAAAUCAUGCGUCUCCAGGAAAGGCUCAAUAUGUUACAGCAACAUGAGGCAAAUGAUCAGUGCAAUGGUGGUGCACAAUGCAUUCUACAAAAUUCGAUGUAUUCAUCAUCAAUGAUAGAGAGCCCUCAAGUUUCAAGUACAACUGGACGUGGUCGAGCCCGUGGUGUAAAUAAGCCACGAAAGCCGAGACAGAAAAAGGCUGAAAAGUUAGCAGCUCAAGCUGCUCUUAAUACAUCUGAAUCCAGUCCAGCAGAUGCAAGUGUUUUACCUUCAGCAAUAUCCCAACAAUUACCCGUAUCAGAAGACUGUGUCACAGCCGGUGCGGGUUUGGGUAAUAUGACCCCAGGUUUAACUGAUUUGAAUGAUUCUGAAGGGGAAAUAUCGCAAGAAAAACCAUUUGAAGAACUUGAUACACAAACAGAUGAAAAGGGAAAGAAAAAGAAAGCACGCAAACCGAGGGAACCGAAACCGCCAAAAGAACCAAAGUUGCCAAAGGAGCCAAAAGAGCGUAAAAAGAGGGAACCUAAGGAUCCAAAUAAACCAAAGAAGAAAAGAGGUAGAAAAUCGGCAAAUGAAUCUGGUGAUAUUGAUUUGGAUUCUACAGUGGAUAAUUCAAUGUCAUUAGAUACAACUAGUACAGACGUAGUUAAAUCAACUGCUGUACCAUCUGAUGAAAACAAUUCAUCAUCAAACCAGAUUGCUCAAAAUCAAGAUUCUUCUGAUGCGAAAGAGACAAAGCCUGUUGCGUUAGAGGAAGUGACGGAUUUUGAUGAUAUUCCAGUGUCCAAAAUCCCAAUUAAGAGUCUAUUGGAAGAGGGAGCAAAUGCAAAGAAGCUUGAAGAUGAAAGUAAUGAAAACUCAGAUAGUUCUAAACCAGCUGAAUGUGAUAAUGUGUCCCCGAAGAAAACUAAACGAAGCAGAGGUUCAAGUGGAAGUCGUCGGUAUAAUAGGAGCGGUGGUAAUAGAAGAUCUGGGAAGAGUGGAAAGAGAAAGGGUAAUCGUAUUGUUCCUGAAUCAGAUGGUGAAGGUGAUGAUAUGAUAUCCACUCCGCCACCUUCCCCUCCUCCUGACUCCGAAGCCGCUGAUAGUUCCAAGAGAAGAAGUGCACGAAAUACUCAGCGGAAGAAAUACGUUGAUGACGUUAUGUUGCGAUUCUCAGAUGAUGAAUCAGCAAUAACGUCUCCAUCAACAAGUACAACUCGGAAGGAGAAGAAAGAAAAGGAAGUGAAAGAUGGUGCUGCUGCGGGAAGUAAUGACAAUGACAAUGUCUCAACAACUGAACCCCUUGAAAAGGUUGAGGUUGAAAAACCAGCAGAAGAUUUUGGUGGAAAGCCCAAUUAUGUGUAUGUAAAUACAACAGAUGAGGACUCCAUGGUUGUUCAACAUGUACUAGCUGUUCGAAUGGGUAAAAGGGAGUUGAAGCCCGAACCUCCUCCACCACAGCCUGUAGUUGAAAGUGAACCUGCUAAAGACGAAGAAAAUCCCAAUUCAGAAUUGAGUGACAAAAAUGAAGUUGAUUCUGAAGCAACAAAAAUGGAAGUUGAUAGUCAAGAAGACAUAACUAAAAAAGAAGAUGAAGUUGUGGGGUCUGAAAAGGAGGCUGUAGAUGAUGAAACCCCUAAGAUCGAUGAGGACAAACCCACCGAGAGUAUUUCAGAAACUGAAAAAGAAGACACAAAAGACGCCAAGUCUGAUUCUGAAGAAAGAGAUUCAUGUGAAAAAAUGGAUGUUGACCUAGAAGAGAAAGAUGAGGUUAAAGAAAAAGAAGAAGUAAAAGAAGAUGAAGUAAAAGAAGAUGAAGUAAAAGAAGAUGAAGUUAAAGAAAAAGAUGAAGUAAAAGAAGACGAAGUUAAAGAAGAGAAAACUACAGAUGAAAAGCAAGAUCUCGAGGACACUGUUGAGUCAAAUGACAAUGGUGGUAAUCAAGAAGAAACGACAGAAAAUAGUGAAGUGAAAAACGAAAAAGAAACAGCUGAUGUAGAAGAUAAAAGUGAAGAGGAACAGAAGGAAGAUGAACCUCAGAAGGAAAAGAAUGAAAUCAAAGAGGAAGAGAAUGUGGUACAGAAAGACGGUGAUUCAGAAGAGAAACCAGAGCCUGUUUUUGUGGAUGUCGAGGAGUAUUUUGUCAAAUACAGAAACUUUUCCUAUUUGCAUUGUGAGUGGAGAACAGAAGAGGAAUUGUAUAAGGGUGAUCGUAGAAUUGCGUCAAAAAUCAAACGAUUCCACCAAAAACAAUCACAACAAAUUAAUAUUUUUGAAAAUCUCGAAGAGGAACCAUUUAAUCCAGAUUUUGUUGAAAUUGAUCGAAUUUUGGACGUAUCUGAGCACACAGAUGCAAAUACAGGAGAAAAGACAAAGCACUAUUUGAUAAAGUGGAAGAGUUUGGCAUAUGAGGAUUCCACAUGGGAACUUGAAGAGGACGCUGAUCAAUUAAAAAUUGAGCAAUAUGAAAGAUUCAACAAAAUCCCUCCGAAGAAUGAGUGGAAGCCAAAAAGACGUCCCCAUCCGGACUUGUGGAAAAAAUUAGAGAAAACUCCCGUGUACAAGGGUGGUAAUUCUCUACGCCCAUAUCAACUGGAAGGAUUGAAUUGGUUGAAAUUUUCGUGGUAUAACUCACACAACUGCAUUUUAGCAGAUGAAAUGGGUCUUGGGAAAACCAUUCAGAGCUUGACUUUCAUUCAUUCAGUUUAUGAAUAUGGAAUCCGUGGACCAUUCCUGGUGAUCGCUCCGCUCUCGACAAUUCCCAAUUGGCAGAGAGAAUUUGAAGCAUGGACAGAUAUGAAUGUGAUUGUGUACCAUGGUUCUGUGACAAGUAAGCAAAUGAUUCAGGAAUAUGAAUUUUACUAUAAGAACGAUAGUGGAAAGGUAAUGAAAGAUUUCACCAAAUUCAAUGUUCUAAUUACGACAUUUGAAAUGAUUGUGACUGAUUAUGCUGAUUUGCGGGUGUUCAAUUGGCGGGUAUGCGUAAUUGAUGAAGCGCACAGACUGAAGAAUAGAAAUUGUAAACUACUGGAAGGGCUUCGACAGCUAAACCUUGAGCAUCGUGUUCUAUUGUCGGGGACACCGCUUCAGAACAAUGUGAGUGAAUUAUUCUCAUUGCUCAACUUCUUAGAACCCAGUCAAUUUUCCAGUAGUGAUGAGUUCCUCAAGGAAUUUGGAAGUCUCAAGACUGAAGUUGAAGUAGAGAAAUUACAAGCACUUCUAAAGCCAAUGAUGUUGCGCCGUUUGAAGGAUGACGUGGAAAAAUCUUUGGCUCCCAAAGAGGAAACAAUUGUUGAAGUUGAAUUGACAAAUAUUCAAAAGAAAUACUACAGAGGUAUUUUGGAGCAGAAUUUUUCAUUUUUGACAAAAGGAACAACAACAGCAAAUAUUCCAAAUUUAAUGAAUACAAUGAUGGAAUUGCGCAAAUGCUGUAUUCAUCCGUAUUUACUGAAUGGCGCUGAAGAUCAAAUUCAGUACGAAUACAAAAAUACACAUGGAGAAGAUGCUGAUGCAUACUAUAAAAAUCUAAUUUAUUCAUCCGGAAAAAUGGUUCUCAUUGACAAAUUACUACCAAAAUUGAAAGCAAAUGGACAUCGUGUGCUAAUCUUUAGUCAGAUGGUACGAUGCUUGGAUAUUCUUGAGGACUACCUAAUGUAUCGAAAGUAUCCAUUUGAGAGGAUUGACGGGCGAAUUCGGGGUGAUUUGAGACAAGCUGCCAUUGAUCGGUACUGUAAACCAGAUUCAGAUCGUUUUGUAUUUCUUCUAUGCACAAAAGCAGGUGGUUUGGGUAUAAAUCUCACUGCUGCUGAUACGGUGAUCAUUUACGAUAGCGAUUGGAAUCCACAGAAUGAUUUGCAAGCUCAGGCUAGAUGCCAUAGAAUUGGGCAGCAGAAAAUGGUGAAGAUAUAUCGCUUGCUUUGUCGAAAUACAUACGAGAGAGAAAUGUUUGACAAGGCAUCCCUGAAAUUGGGCUUAGACAAGGCAAUUCUACAAAGUAUGAAUACAUCUCAGGGAAAAGAUAGCAACAAUAGGCAAUUGUCUAAGAAAGAAAUUGAGGAUUUGCUUAAGAAGGGUGCAUAUGGUGCAAUAAUGGAAGAAGAUGCAGCUGAUAAGUUCUGUGAGGAAGAUAUUGAUUCAAUUCUCAAGCGACGAACACAAAUUAUAACUAUGGAGCAAGAAAAGGGAUCUACAUUUUCGAAGGCUUCAUUUGCAAUGUCAGGAAAUCGUUCUGAUAUCAAUAUUGAUGAUCCUGAUUUUUGGAAAAAGUGGGCAAAGAAGGCCGACAUUGAACCUGUACAGGAACGUGAUGAGAAAGAUGAUUUGGUUAUGACCGAACCUCGGAGGCGAACUCAAAUCAAAAGAUACGGCCACGAUGAGAGUGUCAUGGAAAUGUCAGAUGAUUCGGGAACGGAUACUGAUGAGGAAGGAGUUGGUGUUGGAUUGCGAAGCAAAAGACGCCGAGAUAAACGUGCAAAAGAACGCGCGAGGAACUUGGAGAGAGCUGCUGAGGAUUACUGUGCAAGAGAACGAGAUGGUAUGUCUGGUAUUGGUGUUGACGAUGUGGCUUAUGGCAAUUGGGCUCGAUCAGAGUGCUUCAAAGUCGAAAAGGGACUCCUUACCUAUGGUUGGGGACGAUGGACCGAAAUACUCGAACAUGGUCAAUUUAAACGUGGUUGGAGGGAGAUAGAAAUCGAAGAUUUGGCUCGAAUCAUUCUCCUCUACUGCCUAAAAUGUUACAAAGGUGAUGAAAAAAUUAAGAAUUUCAUAUGGGAUUUGAUAACUCCGUCUGAAGAUGGGGAAGAACAUAAAGUUAGUCGUAACCACAGUGGAUUGCACAAUUUAGUUCCUCGUGGACGAAAUGCAAAAGGACGAAAAGGAAAAGGCAGUAAAGAUGCUGCAAUGCGUGAAGCAAAACAGCAACAACAACAGGCAGCAGCAGCAGCAGCCGCAGCUGCCACAGCUGUAACUUUGGCAUCAGCUACAAAUUUAACAUCUACUACGACGGUAACUUUAGCCACACCGUCAUCUUCAACUGCCUCCUCGUCAUCAUCAACACCAGUAAAUCCAACUCCACCCAUAACUGGAGGUCCUCCACGAGAUGGUGAUCCUAAUCAUUGGAGUCACGAUGAUAAAUAUGAUGCAGACAUUUUCCUCGAGAGUAGCUAUCGAAAGCAUCUUUCAAGACAUGCAAAUAAGGUUUUACUUCGAGUACGAAUGCUAUAUUACAUUAAGCACGAAAUUAUUGGGGAUUUGGUGCAGCAAAUUAACGACGGUGUCAACAUAAGCGAUCUCCCAAUUCGCCCGCCGCUUACCAGCGAUCAGAUGCCAAGCUCUUGGUGGAAUCCAAAAUGUUGUGACAAGAGUCUAUUGGUUGGAACAUAUAAACAUGGCUGUGAAAGUUAUCGUCAGUUCCGGGCAGAUGCAACGCUUUGUUUUCUGUCUCAUUGUGGUCCACCGGAAGAUGGGGGAUUUUCAACGGCAAAUUUGGAAGAUGACACAAACUCUAAGCAUGAUGAAGGUGAUGAAGUAGAUGAUGAUUUGACUGUUUCUAAAGAUGAACAGCGAGCCCCAUCUGCAACUGAUUCAAAGGACACUGAUCUCGAUCGUCCAAGUAGUUCAGGUAUUGAAGAUGAAGAGGCAUUGCUAGCUGCCACAUUAUCAUCUGAGGAUCCACAUACUUGGCCAACAAUGCAAGAUCUCAAUACACGCCUUCGUCGUGUUAUAACAUCAUAUCAGAGAAAUUACAAGAAGGAGGAAUUGAAGCAGCAACAGAAAGCAAAGUUACAGGCUCUUACAACAACCACAUCAUUACCAUCAACCUCUACGCCAUCGUCAAUAAGUGGUUUGUCAAUUUCGCCAGCAACAAUUUCAACAACUGUGACAACAACGUCAACAUCAGUGUCACACCAAAUGCAUGGAACUACCACGCAAUCUUCACAACAACAACAACAGCAGCAUCAUCAUCAGCAGCAACAACAGCAGAACCCACCAAUGCCAACGGCAGCAGACUUUUCUUUGAUGUUAAGUCUUGGAUUGGGACUUAAUCCUGCAGAUGCGAGUCAAUUGGCUAAUUGGGAUAUUUCUAAAUUGGCCAUGUACUUGCAAAAAAUGGGACAUCGUGAAAAAAUUGAACAGCAAGUGCGUGAGAAAGAACGUUUGCGCCUUGAGUCUGUGCAGAAGAAGUGGAAUCGUCGGGAGGAGAAUGAAUUUUUAAGAGUUCUCACAGGAUAUGGUAUUGACUUGCAACCAUGCACACCAAUACCGACACCAGAUUGGACAAAAUUCAAAUCUCUCGCAAAAUUGGAAAAGAAAAGUGAUGAGAGCCUAUCGGACUACUACAAAGUAUUCAUUGCAAUGUGCAAAAGGCAGGCAAGUGUAAAGUUGCUGGACGAUGAGAAGGGUCUAGAGGGGAUUGUUGAUGAUAUAAGUGAAGAUCAUGCAAGAUUGAUUUUGGAUCGAUUGGAAUUGUUGUCGAAAUUGCGUGAAUUGGCGAAACAUUCAAAAUUAGAUGAACGAGUCUAUUUGGCUCAAAAUAACUACGAUACACCAGAUUGGUGGGAAUCUGGGAAGCACGACAGGGAACUUGUGAGGGCAGUCUUGAAGCAUGGAUUGUAUCGAUCUGAGUACAAUAUUUACAAUGAUCCAGAAUUUUGCUUUAGCGAAACAGCUAAGAAAUAUGAGAAAGAACUCGAAGCCCACAAUCAGAGGGCACUCAUGAAAAUGGAAGCAGAAUUGAUGAAUCUCGAAAAGAAAGAUGUUGUGCCGAUGAAGGUGGAGGAUCAUGCGGAAGGAGCACUUAAAAUUGAGAAAAUGCCCGUUAAAGCUGAAGUGACUGAAGUCGUUGCCCAGAAAUCUGAGGAUGAGGGACAAAAGGAUAAAAAUGAAAAAGAAUUGAAGGAAGGCGAGGAGAAAGAUGCCGAAUCCACAGAGGUGGUUUGCGAAGCUGAAGAAAAGCCCCAAGAUGAUGAGAAGGCCGAUAAAAGUAUUGAAGAUAUUGACACUGAGAAGGUGGUGGAGAAUCAAGAAAAACAAAUGGAUGUAGUUGAUGAACCUAAAGAUGAGACUGAAGUGGUGUCAUCAAGUGAAAAUGAUAAAAGUAAAAAUGAAAGUGAAGCUCAAGAAGAGGAGAAACCUCCAGCAAUUGUGGAUGAAGAGAAUCCAACUAAAGAAACAGUAGAAGCGGCAGAUGAAGAAGUUAAAGAAAAGGAAGUUCCAGAGGAAGAGCCUAUUGUCAUGGAAGCAGAAGAGAAGGAAAUUGAAAAGGUGACAGUGGAGAAGAGUCAAGAAAAUCCUCCCUCAACUGCCAGUGUUCAGGAAAUAAUUUCAGAGAAAGAAAUUUCAGUUGAGGAGGAGUGCAAUAAACAAGCUGCUGAACUUAAGGCAAGAUUCCCCGACUUGGAAGUCAUACAGCCUGUUGUAAAACCCAAAACUACAGAAAUUUUCCCGAAGGAAAUAUUGGCAAUCAGAGAAAUCAAGCCAAUUAUUCCUAAGUUGCUCUCUAAGCAAAUCCUGAUCAGAUGGUUCCGUGACUUUGCUCUGGAAAAGAGAAUUAGUCACAUUAUUCACUGUGUCGAGAAGAAUGAGUGGCCAGUGGGGAGAUCGUAUUCUGCCUAUACAGGAUGCCAGGGAAUGGAUUUAGAUGUUCCCCUGUAUGAGACUGUAAAGCGAAUUCCAACGGCAAUUGAUGUGAAUCUCGCAGCUGCGGUUACCAACGUGGGUAUGGCAGGACGAUCAAAUACCCCAGAUGUGAUAACAAUCACAACAGAUCAGGGUCUUUCGAAGCAAUUACAAAAUCCCAAUUUGGCUUCGAUGAAUCCAUCAGGUAUGAGCGGAAGUGCUUCGGCACUCAGUCAAAGUAUGGCUGCUGCAGCAGCAGCUGCUGUGGCUGCGUCCAAUAAGAAAAGGAAGAGACAUAUUGCAAUUGAUGUGGAGACAGAGAGAGCAAAAUUGCAUGCUCUUCUCAAUAACACACAGAAUCCAGUAGGUCUUCAAAAACCAGCCUGGGGUGACGAUGAAUCCAAUGAAUCCCGUAGAAGUUCAUCUUCAAUGUCUCUACAACCACCUCCAGCACAUCAACAUCAACCACUAACGAGAUCAACUAUGCCAACAUAUAACAAACCAACUGUUAUUCCUGGCACAUCUAGCACCUUGACCCCAAUUGAUUUAUCAUCGAGCUUACCGAAAGUAAAUAUGGGGGAUAUGACAAAGAAUCCCAUUGAUCUAAGUGAAGUCCAAGACUUUUCUAUGUCAAAGUCAAAAUCAUCAAGUGCCAGUGCUAUGUCCUCUGUCUAUGGUGGAGCAACGUCGGGAAAAGGCAAAUUGGACAAUAUGCUUACAAAGUUAAUGAAGAAAAACAAUUGCCAACCCAUUGAGGAGCCGGUUAUUGGAAAGGAAAAGAAACGGAGGAAAUUAGAUGAGAUUGUUCUUGGACUGUCAGCUGCUCAAGAACAAAAAAUGUAUCCUGAUCCAUCUCCACCGAUGUCCAUAAAGAAACCCCAAGUGGCACCAAGUGUGUCCGUUACACCAGCUAGUGGUCCAUCGCAAUCGACUUCCUCGAGUGCCAAUCAAAAACCAUUUACUAUUACCGUAACGAGUGUUCCAGGUAAAAGACGAAGUAAUACACCUCAUCACCAAUUACAUGCAUAUUUGACUAUAUUUAUUUCAAUUUUUGCAGCCACAUCAAAUAAAGGAGCAUCAAUGAAAAAUCCCCCUGUGUCAGCUACAACGGGACUUCAGGCUUUGCAGAAUAUGGCUGGACUCGGGGGUGUCUCAACGAAAGACAUGAAUGCAUUCCUCGCUGAAGCUGCAAAGGCGGAACAACAGGCAAUGCUGAAGCAACAUCAGAAACUCCUACAACAACUACCAGCAUCGUCACAACAGCGAAAGGCCUAUGAGGCUAUGUUUGCUGAAAUGAAGCACUUAAGCUCAAAAUUGGGAUCCUAUCCGACCCACGAUGCCAAAGUCAACAAAUGGUUGGCUGAACAGAGUGCAGCUCUAACGGAGGAAGCUCUAAGUAUGGACUAUAGAUCCCGAUCUAGAUCUAGGCAACAGUCAACACCUACAAUGCAAGACAGUAUCUUUAGUAGGAAAGCUCUCACGGGAGAAGAGAGUGUUCCCGUUAUAAAUAAGAUUACAGGAAAACGACUUACAGGAAAUAAGGCACCCCAAUUGAAGAGACUUACUCAGUGGCUAACUGAGAAUCCUGCGUAUGAGAUUGAUCCAAAGUGGUUGGAGAUGACACAAAAUCCACAAUCUCCAUCACCUAAACCUUCACCAUCAGAAGCAAGUACAUCGUCGUCCUCUUCGUCAAAGGCACCCCAUCGUUCGUCAGCUACUGCUGGAACGUCAAGUAGUAGUGGUCUAGGGCAGUCAAGUUCAGCUUCUAAUACAUACGGUGUGCAAUCUCAAUCACUGCCUUCGACAUCCAAGAAAGGACGUACGCACGACACAUCGGCAGCUCUCUCAAAUGCCGCUGCAGCAGCAGCAGCAAUGCAAUUUCCCGGUUUGGCAGGUCUCAAUCCAAACUUGUUGUCCAGUUUACCCGGCUUGGGGUCAUUUGAUCCCAAAAACCCAUUACUCAUGCCAUUUACUGGGAUACCCGGUUUAGCGGGAAUGAGUGGUCUGGGUAAUCUAAACAAUAUGAACUUAUUUGCCAAUCUGGCUGGUCUUGGGCUAGGUAACUUAGCUGGAUUAGAUCCACAGAGUCUUGCCACAAUGAUGGCCGCUGCUGGUGGUGGUUUAGAUGCAGCUGCUGCCGCUGCCGCUGCAGCUGCUGCAACUGGUUCGCGAGGUAUGAGUAGCAGUAAGGGACCGUCUACGAGUACAAGUGGGACAACAAGUAGUAGUUCCAAGUCUAGAAAAAGUGAUAUGACAUCACAAUCUCAGGCAUCUUCUCAGAGUCAUACAACACCAUCUACGUCCAAAUCAUCGAGUAGUUCAGCAAGUAAUGCCAAUGCUGCCAAUGCUGCAUUCCCCUUUUUGUUCCCAAAUCCCAGCCUUUUGUAUCCAUUAGGCCUACCGUACCCACUCACCCCGGGUAUGUCACCGUAUGAUCAAUUGGCACAAUAUAGUCUCCUCAAUGGGGCUGGUUUGGGAGCCGUUAGUUCUGGUGCUUCUGCCUCCACGACAACUUCAUCGGCACGACAGUCGAGUGGUAAAUCAUCGAGUACAUCUGGACGCAGUAGUGGUGGCUCGCAGUCGAGUGUUGCAUCUCCAGGUGGAAAGACCCGUAGCUCGUCGAUGUCAUCACGUGUGGAUACGUCACAGCUACAGAGUCUACUGUCACCGCAUGAUCCGCACUUACUGGAAUCUCUCAGUAGGGUAACAGGAUUGGAUAUUACACAAUCAACACGUGCUUUGGCUGGAAAUUCGAAGAUGGAUGCAAAAUUGGCUCGAGAUACAGCAACAAAGGAUGCCAUGGAGAAGCUAGAGAAGGAAAGGAGGAAAUUAAUGGAUAAUCUCACGAGGACAGGUUUUGGAUCCGAUUUAGCGGCUAUGCAGGCAUUUGCUCAAGGAAAGCUCCCCUCGACAUCUCUUACCCCGUCUUCAUCGAAGGGUAGCGGAAGCUCCAAGGACUCAUUGCCAAUUCCAUUGCCACCGGACUUUAGUCAGGCACUCUUUGCUGAGAUGGCGGCUGCAGCGGGUGUGAGUGUGGGCAGUGGGAGUCGAGAGUCAUCAAAGAGAACACGAGAUCACGAUCUGAAGGAUUCAUUUGAGCACAUGAGUAAAUCUCAGAUGGAAAUGCUGGCACGAAAUUUGGGCAUGAGUUCAUGUAUCUCAUUAAUCCCAACAUCAACAACCAGCACAACCUCAAUGGCUGGUUCGGGGCAUUCAGACGAUAAGGGGGUACCUGCAAAGCGUGUUCGUACAAGUGAUCACCACAGCUCCUCCAGUGGGCAUAGGGCGGCAGAAGAGGCUCUACCGCUGGUGAUGGAUGAGAAAAUCCACACACGAUCCACACGAAGUAGUGAUCAUUCAGCGGCAACCAUCGAAAAGGUGACAGUAUCACCUGUAUCCGCCGGAGUGAGUUUGUCAUCGUUGCCAUCGCAGACCACAAUUACCAUCACACCCUCACCAUCUACCUGUGGUGUAUCACCAGUGGCACAUCACAGCUCAGCGCCCGCUAGUUCGGUUGCAGCAACGUCUCCAUCGACAACGGUGACGGCAGUCCCGGAAAAUCUCACCAAACCCCCUCCGCCACCUGUAGAGCCGCCACCAACUACGGCAUCUCCCGGUGUUACGCACGAAAUGGAUUUGGAGGAUCUGAUUGCACCGUCCAAGGUGAGCAAAGGUGGUGGGAUGCUUGUUGAAGAGACUUGCUCAACAAGCCAAGUGACUGAAGGAGGUGCGGAGGAGAAGAAGGCAAGUUCUGAAUCGGAGGAACAAGCACAAGCUGCACCAUCACUGGAAGCUGAAGCGGAAAAGAAACCAACAACGGGUAAGAGGACGCGUGGUAAACGACCACGAUCUGGUGAGGAUGUCGAAGCUAUUGCGCAACCGGAACGAAAGAGAGAAUUGCGCUCAAGUGCUGGUAGAGCAGCAGCAGCUGCAGCAGCGAGAAUUGCUGCAGAGGCUAAGGCGGCAGCUGCUGCGGCGGCUGCAUCGAAUGAUGAGACUCUCAAUUUGUCCACAAGUGACGAGAGUAAGACUUGACUAAAGACCAAAUCUCUUCGGAGAAAUCAUUGAGACGCACCAGUAGCGGUGGGUCGUGUAAAAAAGGCGCCCAGAAGGAGGAGGAAGUAGGAUGACGCGACAUCCCCCCAGGCGCGGAUGCGGUGGUGUGGACAAGGGAAGGGCCCUCUCAUCACAUGAUAUUGUGUAAUAAAAAUAAUUUAUUUAUUUUUACCUAAUUCCCCUAUUGAAUAAGUGUCUGAUAUAGAAGUGAUUAUGUGGAGAAUAUAAUGUAAUAAGGAAAUUCUCACUUAUUAACAAAAUCAAGCAGUGUUCAACGUAUCACAUGUUUCAAUCGCCGCGCGCCCUUUUUUUUUCUUUGGAAAAAAACAGAAAACAUGGAAGUUGGCAAGAAAAGAACAUUAGGAGAAAACUAAAAAAAAGUGACUGCAGAAAUGAUAGUAAAAAAAAUAUGUGACUGUUUUUUUUUAAAUGGAUGACAUGGAAGAAUAAAAAGAGAAAGCUAAAAUAAAAUAUAUAUACAAUGAACCAAUAUUGAAGAUAUUCUCUAGUAGACGUAAAGCUAUUGUAAUAAUUCUCCGUAAUAAAAAAAAGAAUAUUGAAAAAAAAUAACUUAAAUUUUAAAUUUAAAAAAAAAUGUAGUGGAAAGUUGAAUCAAAUUUUAAUGUAACAUUAUGGAAAAAAUACAAGUAUUUAUACAAUUACAAAAAAAAUUAAAAAAAAAAUUAAUGAAUAUUCUAUUUGGAUACGCAAAUGAGCAUUUUCUGUUUAUCUCACUACCUAUAUAUAUAAAAUAUUGUAUUGUAAUUUUUUUUCUAAGAAAUACACACUUUGAAAAAGUUUA